CAACAACAGACAACAUUAUAAUCCUCAUCACGACCGUGAAAAGAGUGUUGAUGUGGGAGUAGCAGUGGGACGGACAGCCCGGUGAGGGAUUUUGGAUAUUGGGGUGUUUUGUUACAAUUAGGGUAGUCUCAUAUUAGAGCCUUCAGGGUUGAGCGUUGCCAUGGAGCCAGUUCUGCCAGCAAAGAUUGACAAUGCAGACCAUGAUGCUAAAAGGAAGAUCCAGUUCUCAGUGCCUUCAGCAAUACCAACACAGCUGGACCCAGGGCAGGUGGAGCUGAUUCGACGUCGGAGGCCGACGCCCGCCACCCUCUUCAGACUGACAGACCCGCCAUCGCCGGAAGAAGACUGCGGGUCUCAUCAGUGGGUUCUGGGAGAAAAGGGCGCCCUGAAAGCCAAAAUGGUGGCCCACACGUACCAGCCGCCCUCACUUAAAGCUGUGCAACGAAUGGCCCAAGCGCACCUGUCCUCUAUAGACAUGAGCUCUGUGGACCAGGAUGACCCACCUUCUGGAGAGGAGGAUAACGAUCUGAGAAUAGAAAACAAGUCUCCGGAGCCUUUGUGUCCGGCGAGCGUCACCUGCCAUCAGGGAAAGAUGGAGGAGAACGCCAAGGCGAGUGAUGGAGGAGAAUGACAGAACAUCUUAGUGCGGACGCUUGUGUGCUUGCGUGGUUGUGAAUGUCAUGUAAAUAUGUGUGUGUGCGUGCCUGAGGGAUGGCUAACGGACAAAGGCCAACCAUAGUUUUAUCAACAAUAAAGUGCACUAUACAGUAUGCAUUGUAAAUGAUGGUGAAUGUAAUGCUUUUGUGUGUAUACUGUAAAUGAUUAUUCGAUAUGCUUUCUGUUGGUUGUGAAUAAAACCACCAUGCAGGUUG
Molecule: messenger RNA, 872 nt
Organism: Entelurus aequoreus (snake pipefish)
Lineage: Eukaryota; Metazoa; Chordata; Actinopteri; Syngnathiformes; Syngnathidae
Product: protein phosphatase 1 regulatory subunit 1B-like
Exons: 5
Coding region: 161-631 (156 amino acids)
Biological process (GO): intracellular signal transduction
Cellular component (GO): cytoplasm
Molecular function (GO): protein phosphatase inhibitor activity
Source: RefSeq, a predicted model, not a curated record